UGUAUUGGGGUGCACGAUCUAUUUCCAGCGUAGGGGCAUCUAGUCAGUCGUAAUGGCCCCGGACAAAUAUUGAAACAUAAAUAUUUUGCAAUUAUUUCAGCAUUUAAAAUUAUCACAUUAUAAUCUUCAAUAUUUUCACAAUAUAAUGUAGCAAUAGCAAUGCAAUAUUUAUAGCAUUUAAUCUUCAAUAUUUAAUUCAAAAUUAAUAUCAAAAGGUAUUACAACAAAUUUAACAAAUAUUGCUUAUUCACUAGACAGUCCAGUGCCGGUGCUGGCGGAGGGCAAACGCGUGCCUUGCACGCGGGCGGCCGGUUUAAGUAGGCCGCCAAAGGUUGCCCUCGAAGUCUUAAUGUUUUAUAAAAAUUAAGAAACAAAAUCUCCCAAUUUGUAAAACAAUAAUAAUGUGUAAAAAUAAUUACAACACACCUCACAUAAUGUGAAAAAAUAAUUAAUAGAAUAUCAAGGAAUAAAUAAUUCUAAUAAAAAGUAUAGAUUAAUUUUAAUAAGAGCAUUCUCUCUCACCAGUUUGUCCAGUGAAUAAUAUAGAUUAAAAUCUCAAACAGAAUCUAUACUACAACUGGGCAAGCGAUUAUGUUUUUUAUGCAGUUAUACUGGGCCCCGAUUCUUGAAUUCAUUCGCAAGAGAAACGUAUUCGCAAAUUCUGUUCUUACAGAAAAGUUGGAAAUUUAUUGGCUAUCGUAUGACUUUUAACCAAUAAACUUGCAACUUUUCUGUUAGAGCGGGUAUUUGCGCAUACGUUUUCUUGCGAAUGAAUUCAAGAAUCAAGCCCCUGGAGAUUUUCUGGUAGCGGAGAUUCAAACAGUAGAACAGCACUCUUGGCGACGCCAAAUAGAAUGCCUAUAAGAAGAGUUAGGACAAUUCGUCGCCAUAUACAGCCAAAUUUACAUUGGUUACUCUAAUUUUAUCAUGUUUAGGUUGGCGACAUGCCAUGUGAAGUGCGAACACGUGUACAGUGCACAGUGUUUUGUUAUGGUGAAUUAAAUUAUAUAUCAAUAUCAUGAUUAUUAAUUAAAUUAUUUAUUUAAUAAUAACUUAAUAAUUUAUAUAAUAAAUUAUUAAUAAUAAUUUUAAAAAAUUAAAAAUAAUAAUAGUAAAAUAAUAAAUUAAUAGCUUUAUAUAUACAUAUAUAUAAUAAUAUUGUUAAAUUAUAUGUACAAAAUAUAUAAAACACGAGUAUUUUUGUAUUUUCUACAAUUUUAACGCGGGGCGGCAAAAAAUAGGUUUGCACACGGACGGUCAAGUGUCCAGAACCGGUCCUGAUUAGCCAUUUAAUAAAGAUUAAAAAAGAGGCACUUUGUCUGACAGAUUAGUUGUGUCUGUUGGAGAGUUAAGUAUCUCAUUGAUAGUAAUAGCGGUCAGAAACUCUUAAAUCAUUUUUACAUUAUAAUGCACAAAUAUUAAAACACAGCACACUGCGAGAAAGCUUUUUGAAAGAUGUACUGUAUGGGACUGUACUCAGCUUACGUCAAAGCGAGAAAAAAAAUUAAUGCCAAUAAAGCAAAAGUAGGAAUGUUAAUAUUUUAGAAAGUUUUUUAUAUUUUACUUUAGAAAUCAAAUAAUAUAUACAUUUUAUGUCUAAAAUAAAAUUCAAUAUCAAGUGAAAAUGUCAAACAAUUAUCAAUAUUGGCAUUAUUUACAAGGGCGAAUAUUGUCUGUCUUAAGACAUUGCUUGAAAUUGAACUAUGAAUACCGGCCUUUGAUGCUUUCUUAACAGAAUUUUAUUACGUGACUAAACCGCGAUAUUUUAUUGGUUGCUGAUUGCGAUUGACGAUUGUAAAAUAAAGUAUAUAGUCUAAACAAUAGUCACUAAUCUCAAUCGCUGUCUGCUUUAUUCUAAAUACUCUAGUAAAAUUUAAACACAUAAGAAUAUAAUAUAUACAUAACAUUAACCCUUCGUCUGUAAACGAAGGUCGUUUUUGUCUGAUCAAUAAUUUCUCCUUCUACUAGCUUAGAGAUAGAAAAGGGGAGUGGAUUUUAACCAUGUCUCUAAAAAUUGUACUAAGGUAAGGAACGAGUCCCCUAAGGGUCGCUGUCGCAGUCUCACAAUAGCCGUUAUAGCAGGCAGCUGGAAUUUUAUUUGGACGAAAUCGAUCCCCGUUUACAGACGUUUAUCAAAACGGAGAAGAAAUGAAAACUACCGAUAAGAAUGAAUGGGACAAGGAAAGAGAAAAUGAAGAAAAAAGUUCUUACUCUCUAAAAAUUAAGCAAUCACACAUCGUACAAAAAGUGAUAAAUCGGCAAAUAUAUAACAAUAAAUUAUUUCAAAGGAUAUUCUGCAAUUCUCUAUUUGCAGUAGAGCGACUUACGCCUAUAUAUAAGCUGGAGAUAGGUGAAUUAAAUACUAUACAUAGUUUAAACUUUAAUCAAAAAGGAAAUUUAUUAGCGGCUUGUAACAACGAAAUUAUUAUUUGGGACUGGGCUACAAGGAAAAAACUUCAUUGCUUCCGGAUGAUUCAUAGUUACCAAACUACACAUGAUGUCAAGUGGUUAGACAAGGAAUAUUGUUUGGUCACUUGUACUUCUGAAGGUCAAAUACUUUUACGGGAUUUUGAACACAAUAUAUCAAAGAUUUUAGCAGUUCAUGACAAUGCAGCGGAGAAAUUGGCUGUGCCAAAUUUUGAAUCAUCUAAUACAAUCUUUUCUGCUGGAAUAGAUGGAAAAGUGAUUUUAACAGAUAUCCGAGAGAGCGAACCAAAUGUAUUACUUACUGUUUUUAAAGAAGGUUCUUUGUCAAAAGUAGCACUAAAUGAUAUACGUUUUAAUCCGUUAAAUAAUAAUGAAUUUUGCGUAAGCGGUAAUUAUAAUUACAUAAACAUAUACGAUCAACGGAAAGUUUUGACACCACUUUAUUCAUUGUGUCCGGAUCAUCUGACAGAGGAUACGGACACGAACGUAACGUGUGUUGUAUAUAAUGACAAUGGAACCGAAAUUCUUGCAUCGUAUAGAUACAAGGACAUAUACCUGUUUGAUAGAUUAAUGUCGUCACCUGUAAGCUAUACUCAUAAAUAUCAGGGCCAUUUGAAUAAAACGUUUGAUUCAAUGGAAGCUAUUUUUUUUGGAAACGAAUAUGUCAUAUCUGGAUCUGAAUGUGGUAAUAUAUUUAUUUGGGACAAAAAUACUGAAACAAUUGUACAGUGGAUAAAAGCAGAUAAUAAAGCUGUGAUUCACUUAAAAGGACAUCCGCAUCUUCCCAUUCUUGCGACAGAGGGAAUGGAUAUUGGUGUUAAGAUAUGGAUGCCUUUGGGUGGAGAACCUCCGGAUAAGGAAGCACUCGCUAAUAAGGUAGCGAAUACAUAGUUUCAGACUCGGAUGAGGAAGAAGAUGAAUAUCAGAAUGAUCCACAAAAUCACUCCCUCUUUGAUAAGAAGAAGAGAUGCAGAAUCGUCGAGGAUUGAAAGACAAUGCCCUUUUUGCUUAAUGUCCAUGUAUGACGAACACAGAGCAUACAUCUGUACUGCAUAAUUCUGGGGAGGAUUAGAAAAUCUUAUAGGUUUUUAAUUAAUUAAUUUUUGAUGUUUUUCUGAAUUUUUUACUCAUUUAUGUGAUUUUUCCAAAAGAAAUUUUUUUCAAUAAAAAUUGCGUUUACUUCAAUACAAAAAUAACUUGUUUUUGUCUGUCUAAAUAAAUAUCUUUUUUGGAACGCUUAUUAUACUAUCCUACUACUUUUUCUCAUAAAGUGUCAUAUCUUGAUCUUAAUCAGUUAAAUUUUCAGCCCAAAAUAU
This is a messenger RNA of Monomorium pharaonis (pharaoh ant), 3743 nucleotides long. RefSeq names its product DDB1- and CUL4-associated factor 8. Gene Ontology annotation, molecular function: protein binding. NCBI's taxonomy places the organism in Eukaryota, Metazoa, Arthropoda, Insecta, Hymenoptera, Formicidae. The transcript has 9 exons. The record is from RefSeq and is a predicted model, not a curated record. Bases 2149 to 3318 code for a protein of 389 amino acids. Gene Ontology annotation, cellular component: Cul4-RING E3 ubiquitin ligase complex; cytoplasm.